Molecule: messenger RNA, 1325 nt
Organism: Corticium candelabrum
Lineage: Eukaryota; Metazoa; Porifera; Homoscleromorpha; Homosclerophorida; Plakinidae
Product: ADP-ribosylarginine hydrolase Tri1-like
Exons: 12
Coding region: 18-1229 (403 amino acids)
Source: RefSeq, a predicted model, not a curated record
ACACGAGGCCUAAAUCAAUGGCGGAGUCUGACACAGUGACGCCAAAAUCGGAUGAAUCGCGAGAAGAGGCAAUACCGGAGGCAGAAUCAGCAGCCGAGGCGGCGGCAGCAGAAAAAGCGACAUCAUCAGAACCACACGUAGUCCAAGAGACGUGGUCGAAGCUCGGACGUGAUGUGCUCAUCGACAAGAUCAAGGGAGUUAUAUACGGGCAGGCACUAGGAGAUGCCAUGGGUUUGGCGACAGAGUUUAUGUCACGUGAUCAGGCAAAGCGUGCAUAUGGAUUGAAGGGACCGUCGAGUUUUGAAGAAAUCGUCAACGAUUUUCAUCGCAGUCGUUGGCUGAAGGGAGACUGGACUGACGACACCGACCAAAUGUUAUUGAUCCUAAUUGGAGCCAUUGAAAACAAAGGUCAAGUCCUGGAGAAAGACUUCGCAGCCAGGCUAUUAAAAUGGAUGCAGAGUGGCUUCCCUGAGCUCGGCGACUUCGGUGGCAUGGGAGUGGGCAGUACGGUCUUGCGUACCGUGAUAAGCAAGGAGUUUUGUGAAGAUCCUCACACAGCGGCAUACAAAGUCUGGGAAGAAUCCGGGAAGUAUCUGGCUGCCAAUGGUGCUAUCAUGAGAACAAGCGUGUUGGGCGUGUUGAAUUUCAAUGAUCUACCUCAGGUCAUUGAAAACACGAAAAAGAUUACGCUCGCAACACACGCUGAUCCUCGAUGCGUGGCCAGUUGUGUAGCCGUUACGACAGCGAUUGCCAUGAUGCUGCAAGGAUGUUAUGAUACCAACAAAGCAGAUGAACUAAAGUCGAUGGUGGAACAGAGCGUACAGUUGGCCAAGUCCGAAUUAGAAGACAACACAGAAACUAUCAAGGAACUCGAGCGGCACGUCUGGGCAAAGAAAUGGUCAACCCUCGGUCUAGACGAAGAACAAUCAAUAGGCUACACAUACAAAGCUCUUGGUGCAGGCUUCUUCGGUCUCCGAAACUUUUCUAAAUUCGAGAAGGCGAUAUCAGAGUUAGUGAUGCAGGCAGGAGACGCAGACAGUAACUGUGCCGUGUGCGGUGCUCUGUUGGGCUGCAAACUCGGCUACAAUGCUCUUCCGAUCGAACGACUCCAGAUGAUGCCUCAUAUUCGGUGGCUUGACGAUCACGUCGCUCGCUUCCUCGACCUUGUGGGAUUGAGUGAAAAUAGCAACGAAUUGAAAAGCCAUGAAGCCUUAGAGUCAGACGUUUGAGUUCAUAUAAGCAUCAUUUACUUAUACAAGACUUUGGAUUCUGCGAUGUAAUUUGAUUUUUGGCUAAUUGAUUAAGUAAUAUACUGUAACAUUUCA